Molecule: messenger RNA, 1469 nt
Organism: Vitis riparia (riverbank grape)
Lineage: Eukaryota; Viridiplantae; Streptophyta; Magnoliopsida; Vitales; Vitaceae
Product: NAC domain-containing protein JA2L-like
Exons: 3
Coding region: 96-1097 (333 amino acids)
Biological process (GO): regulation of DNA-templated transcription
Molecular function (GO): DNA binding
Source: RefSeq, a predicted model, not a curated record
AGAAAAGAAAAUAGGAAAAAAAUAAAUUUUGAAUUUUCAUAUUCGCCCUCCAAUCUUCUUCUCUCGAGAAACGAUCAUCAUCAUCAUCGCCGGAAAUGGGUGUACCGGAGACUGACCCGCUUUCACAGCUUAGUUUGCCGCCUGGGUUCCGAUUUUAUCCCACCGAUGAGGAGCUUCUGGUGCAGUAUCUCUGCCGGAAAGUGGCCGGACAGGGGUUUUCAUUGGAGAUAAUUGGCGAAAUCGACCUGUACAAGUUUGACCCAUGGGUUCUUCCCAGUAAAGCUAUAUUUGGAGAGAAAGAGUGGUACUUUUUCAGUCCCAGAGAUCGGAAGUACCCAAAUGGGUCCAGACCCAAUAGGGUUGCUGGGUCUGGGUAUUGGAAGGCCACCGGAACUGAUAAGGUGAUUACCACCGAGGGCCGGAAAGUUGGUAUCAAGAAAGCUCUGGUGUUUUACGUCGGCAAAGCUCCAAAAGGAACCAAAACCAAUUGGAUCAUGCAUGAGUACAGACUCCUAGAAAACUCGAGGAAAAAUGGAAGCUCCAAGUUGGAUGAUUGGGUUCUGUGCAGAAUUUACAAGAAGAAUUCCAACUCUUCGAAACCCAUAGCAGCUGUACUUCCCAGCAAAGCGCACAGCAACGGCUCGUCAUCGUCAUCGUCGUCCCACCUCGACGACGUCCUGGAGUCGCUGCCGGAGAUCGAUGACAGGUUCUUUUCUCCCAAUCGGAUGAAUUCUCUGAGAGUUUCACAGCCGGACGAGAAAGUCAACUUCCAUAACCUGGGCUCGGGCAACUUCGACUGGGCCACUCUAGCAGGCGUCUCCUCCUUGCAGGAGUUGGUCUCCGGCGUCCAAUCCCACGCCCAGCCUCCCGCAGCGGUCAACAACAGCAACGAAAUGUACGUUCCGUCACUGCCGCCGCUAAUCCAAGCCGAAGAAGAAGUCCAGAGCGGACUCAGAACCCAGAGAGUCGACCCAGUAAUGAACCAAGGGUUCUUCCCGCAGAACUCGAACGCGUUCAGUCAGAGUUUCUCUAACUCGCUCGACCCGUUCGGGUUUCGGUACCCGACCCAACCUAGCGGAUUUGGAUAUAGGCAGUAAAAAAAAUGUAGAAAAAGAAAAGUCGGAUCAGAGCAGGAAAGGAGUGGCAAUUGUGUAAAUAGAUGGGAAUCCUUUGGGCUAACCUUUAGGCUUAGGAUUCCUAACAGGGAAAUCUGGGAUUUUUAAAUGUCGGCAGAGUGGAAAAGAAAGGCUUUUCUUCUUGUGAUUUUAGGGCACAUAUUCAAUGUACACGUGACAAAGGUGAUGUACAUUUUUUUAUAUUUUCAAAUUAAAUUAGAGUUUGAUUUCGGACCAUGUUCUCAGAAUCGGUCGGACCAGCUGCUUCCCACCUUAAAUUCAAAAUUACAUUGUACUUUUGUCUGGAUUCAUCUUUCUGAAAUAAAAAGGUUGUAAUUUCUUCCACGGUUUGUA